Molecule: messenger RNA, 6759 nt
Organism: Lolium perenne
Lineage: Eukaryota; Viridiplantae; Streptophyta; Magnoliopsida; Poales; Poaceae
Source: RefSeq, a predicted model, not a curated record
GACUGCGACGGGGAAGAGGGCACGUUCUGGUAUGUAUUUCUACCAUUUGCCUCAUUCAAGUUGAUCAUAUAAUUGUUCUCAAAAAAAAAAAGUUGAUCAUAUAAUUGAACAACCGAAGCAUCUACUUUGCAGAGUCACCGGUCAAUCUGCCAUACAUUUCCCAGCAUGAAAAAGCCCUUGUGUAUUUAAUUGUUCAUUGCUAACUGCAUCCCACGACCACCUUCACAUGGCUUUGUACAGCUCCAGCCUCCUGUGAGUGGCGGAGCGUGCAGCCACUGAAGGAGGGGCCGACUAAACUAGCAUAGGCCAAUUAGAGCUAUAGGGGGUAAGACAUGAUGGGAAUCAAGGCCUCAAUGAAUCUGAUGAGUCAAAAUGCCUCACUAAUUGUGAUUUUCGUUUUUGGAAGACCGGGCCAUGGCCUGGUAUGGCCUCCAAGAGGCGCCACCAGUGCUCCUGUCAAUUUGUUAGCUUAAUCAUUCAAGUUGACAUUCAUUUUUUUAAAGGAAAAGAACAUCUUGGAGGCCCCAUAGAUGUCAAGGAUGGCCAUUUGAAUAAUUAAAACGAACUGGAAUCAGCAAAGUUGCGUCUCAUCCUUUUCUUCCUUGAAGACGCCGACACGAUCAAACGGAACCUAGAUUAAAUUUGUUAGAAUACAGCCUUCCACCAACUCUAUAAAAGGAUCCAUCAAGGUGUCUCCCUAAGUAUGCGCACAUACUUGCUGCUACCUGGUAAUCCACAAAACUCAAACCUCACAAACCAAUCACCUGCCUCUGUGCCCUGGGGAGAUGGAGAUGGCGGCCGGCGUCGCGAGCUGGCUCGUCGGCAAGCUGCUGGAUAAGCUGUCCAAUGACUUGGUGGCUGCGUAUGUGUCCAGCGAAGAGCUCGGCCUCAACUCCGAGCAAAUCAAAGAAGACUUGAUGUACAUGCAAGCACUCCUACAUGCGGCCCAGGGGAGGGACGACAACAACCCUGGGCUCAAGGGGCUGCUGCAACAGCUUGCCAGGAAGGCCGACGAGGCCGAGGAUGCCCUGGACGAGCUCCACUACUUCAUGAUCCAGGACAAGCUCGACAACACGCACCAUGUGACGCCAUUUUUGGGAGGUGACAUCCAAGAAAAGGUUCAACAUGGCCGCAAGGCUGUUCGCCAUACUUUUGGUAACUGGCUUUCAAACCUCUCCUGUUCAUCUAGAAAAGAUGAUGUUUGUGCUGCUGCUACUGCUGUUACUAAUAAUCCACAAAGCAGUGCCAAGUUUGAUAGUGCUAAUGUUAGUGGGCAUGAAGAUUACUUGGAAUUUGAUACAGUGGUCAUGUCCAACAAAAUCAAGUCAGUGAUUGAGGUCAUACACUCCAAGUGCCUUCAUGUCUCUGAUUUGCUUAAAAUUCCAAACGAUAGCAGCACAGAAGGCACAUUAGUCACCAUAGAAUGGCCUGUCAUGGGAUCAACAACUGAACAAAAUAAGUUGUAUGGAAGGAGUAUCAUUUUUGAGAAAACUAUAAAAGAUAUCACUGGUGGUGCAUAUUAUAGUGAACCUCUUUAUGUUCUUCCUAUAGUUGGUCCAGGGGGUAUUGGAAAGACAACUUUCACACAACACUUGUAUAAUGAUAGAAGAACUCAAGAACACUUCUAUGUUAGGGUUUGGGUCCGUGUUUCAACUGAUUUUGAUGUGCUUAAGCUUACACAGCAGAUCAAUAACUGCAUUCCCGCAAGUAAAUCUGAGUACUAUCGGGACAGGUACACUGAUAGUGGUACAACCAAUGCCAAUUUAGAUCAGCUUCAAAUGUCCAUUGCACAUAGAUUGAAGUACAUAAGGUUCUUAAUUGUGUUGGAUGAUAUAUGGAAAUGUGAUAGUGAUUCUGAGUGGAGCAACUUUUUAGUUCCUUUCAUAAAUGGGGGAGUCAAAGGCAGCAUGGUUCUAGUCACAACUCGAUUUCCAAAAAUACAAGAAAGUGUGAAGAAAUCAACUAUUCCAAUAAACCUGCAAGGUUUGGAGCAUGAGGAGUUCAUGGAUUUUUUUCAGACAUGUGUAUUUGGUGAAUAUAAACAUGAUCAGCAAUACAGUGAAUUAACUGAUAUUGGAAGAAAAAUUGUAGAGAGAUUGAAGUGUUCGCCAUUAGCAGCCAAAACAGUUGCUCGGUUACUAAAGAAAAACCUUUCUCGGGAACAUUGGAGGAAAGUUCUUGAAAAUAAUGAGUGGAAUAAUCAGACAAAUAGUGAUGACAUUAUGCCAGCCCUGAAAAUUAGUUAUGAUUACCUUCCUUUCCACCUGAAACAAUGUUUUUCUUAUUUUUCCCUUUUCCCUAAAGAUCAUAGGUUUACAAAUUUGGAAAUUACUCGCUUUUGGACUGCAAUAGGCAUAAUAGACUCCAGCUGCAAAAAUAAUAAUUACUUUGAACAACUAGUGAACAGUGGUUUUAUCAUGAAGGAAAUGGAUGGUCUGGAGGAUCACUAUUAUGUUAUUCAUGAUUUGUUGCAUGACCUAUCUCGGAGUGUAUCAUCACAAGAAUGUGUCAAUAUAAGUAAUGGCGUAAGUUUUAGUGCGGACGACAUCCCACAAUCAAUAAAACACUUGUCCAUCACAAUGGGAGAUGCAUAUGAUGCAAAUUUUAGGAAAGAAAUGGAUAAACUGAAGAGCAGGAUAAAUAUUGGAAAUUUGUGGACUUUAAUGAUUUUCAGAGAAUAUGAAGAACAUACAACUGAGAUUUUAAUGGAUACGUUCAAGGAAAUAGAGGGUCUCCGUGUCCUUUUUAUAGUAAUGAACUCUACAAAUUCCUUGCCAAAAAAUUUCUCAAAACUUCUCCACCUACGAUAUCUAAGAAUUAGAUCACCCAAACAUUUAGAAGUGACUUUACCUAGUACACUACCAAGAUUUUAUCACUUGCUAUUCCUAGACCUACAAGAUUGGCACGGUAGUUCUAGUUUGCCUAAGUACAUUAGCCGCCUUGUUAAUUUAUGCCAUUUCAUUGCUAACAAUGAACUCCACUCCAAUGUUCCCGAGGUUGGGAAGAUAGAACAUCUAGAGGAGCUAAAAGAAUUCCAUGUUAAGAAAAAGAGUGUUGGUUUUGAACUGGAAGAGUUGGGGAAAUUGACAGAUCUUGGAGGAGAACUCUGUUUACAUAAUGUGGAAAAGGUUACUACCAAGGAAGAAGCCAGUAAAGCCAACUUGGUUUUGAAAAGGAAUCUGAAAAAAUUGACACUAGUCUGCAGAAGAGGACAACUGAUUGCAACUGAUGUUGUUGAUGGCCUCCAGCCACAUGAUAAUCUCAAAGAACUUGUCAUUAAAGGUGAUUAUGCCUUUCCUAGAUGGUUGUGUCGUGACAUAACCAUUAAGCAUUUGGAGUCUCUCACUCUAGAUGGUGUGUGUUGGGGCAAUCUUCCACCUUUUGGGCAUCUAUCAUAUCUCAAGAUACUACGGUUGAAGAAUAUUACUGGCAUGUGUCUUAUUGGGCCCGACCUUAGUUUCAUGCACCUGAAAAAAGUUGAGUUUAGUAACAUGCCAGAUCUUGAAGAGUGGGUCAUGGGACCUAACUGCCAUCAGUUUCCGAAGCUUGAAAGCAUCAAGUGCAGUGAGUGUCCUAGUUUCCGUACACUGCCUUUUUUGUCGAAGCACCUUCUCCAAGACACACACUAUCCCAACCUGUCUGAAUUUAUUAUUUAUGAAUGCCGCAAGUUAUCCCUUCCACCCAUGCCCCAUACUUCCGCACUAACACAUUUUGAAGUGGGUUAUAGGCUUAAGGCCGCCAGGCCAAGGUCAGUGAGGCGAGUUUGGUCUGUGCGUUUCACAAAAAAUAGAUUGGUUUUGUCAGGCUAUGAACAUGCAUUAGCCUUCCACAAUAUGGGGAAACUAGAGAGUGUCACAUUUACAAAUGGAUCAAAAAUCCCAUGGACAGACCUCCAAAGGCUAACCUGUCUAAGGAACCUUUUGGUUGAACGAGAUUCAAGCAUGUGGUCAAGCCAGUCAAUGGCUCUCCUCUCAACGCUCACGUCUCUCACCAGUAUAGCACUGCUGGGUUGCCACAAGUUUACAGUGGAUGGGUUCAAUCCUCUCAUCACAGUCAACCUCAAGGAAUUGACGAUCUAUAACUAUCAUUCUGAUUCUAUAGCAGCGGAUCUGUUUUCAGAGGUGGCAAGGAUCAAAUUGCCGCCGGGCUCCUUCCACCAAUUGACAACACUCUCUGUGGAUAGCAUCUCAGCGGUGCUUGUUUCUCCCAUCUGCAGCCUUAUUGCUGCUACCCUCCACACGUUACAUUUUUGUUAUGAUGAUCAUGUGGAAAGCUUGACGGAAGAGGAAAAUAAGGCGUUCCAGCUCCUCACCUCUCUCCAAUCACUAAAAUUUCUUAGCUGCUCGGGUCUGUUGUCUCUCCCUCAAGGGUUACACAGUCUUUCUUCACUCAGGACACUAGAAAUCCACCGUUGCCCUAAAGUCCGAUUGCUUUCGCUUCCCAAGGGAGGCCUCCCCACUUCACUGCAAUUGCUGCGUGCAGAGCAUUGCAGUGCCGAGCUACAAGAGGAAAUGAAGAUAGUACAAGCAGCAAACCCAGCUUUACGGCUGGUAUACGGAGCAUAGCCCAUGGUGUCUAACUUGUCCGCACAGACCCAUCGAUCUAUACUCUCAGUUCAAACUGCAAUGUAUGUAUAUAGGCUACGAAUCCUGGAUACAUCAUGUGGCAUGUACACACCGUCAGCCUGGCCAUCUCCAGCUUCUUUUCGUACGCACCUAUUUGUUGUCUCUCAUAUUACGUCAGACACACUGGUAUCUGAAACGGAGUACUGCAGUUGCAUGUAGCAGGUGCAUAUAUAUGCAUGGUAAAUUUCAAAGACUAAUGUGACAACUGAUUGAUCAACGGACCUGGAGGCCUCAGAUCAGAAAGCUAGGUUCUGUGUGUUCCUUCCUUGGAGUAUUGGGCAAUAUAUUCACUUGUGCACGCAUUCUCUGCUUUAAGUCCUUGUGGUUGGACAGCUUGUAUUUCGUGAAGUUAUCGAUUUGGGCGGAAAGCAUUCUAUCCUUGAUUUGGCUGAAUGUUUGUUCAUACAGUGCGUGCAUGCUACCACCAACUGCCAAUUGCAUCUUCUGCAGACUGCAUAUCUGGUGAUGUUUCACUGGUUCAAAGUUUCAGCCCCAAUAUAGCAGAGCAGUUCACAGCCAACAGUGAAUUUAUAUGUUGGCAUUCGGAACUUGGCUGCAUUGGACCAGUUCAAUGGUAAUUACAUCCAGUGGUGAAUCAUGUGUUUAGACAAGUUUCAUGUGAUGUUGACAGUGUGGCAUGAUCGAUGCUUCUGGUUUUUGGUACUGAUUUGUUUCACGUAUGUGGUAGCAUCAUUGUGCAGCUCUUAAUUGGCGUGUCUCAAUUUGCUGCACUUCUGUAUGCAUGGUAAAUUUUGGAGACCAAGGCAAGACCCGUUGAUGGACAUCGAAAUGGAGGUCUCAGAUCAUAGAGCCAUGCUACUUCUGUAUGCAUUGCUUCUCUGGAGUAUUGGACAAUAUGUUUACUUGCACAACGCAUUGCCUGGCCUUACUAUUGAUUUGGCAGCUUGAGUAGAGAUUAACAAUUCGGGUGGAAGAGCACUUUAUGCUCGAUCUGGUUGAUUAUUUGUUUCAUACAGUCCACUGUACCACCAACUGUGCAUACUGCAUCUUGUGGAAAUUGCAUAUAUGGUGAUGUUUUGCCGGCAUCCCUCGGAGUUUCAGUUCCAACCCAGCAGAACAAUCCCACGGCCAACACUGAACUCAGAAGUUGUUAUUCAGAAGCAAAGUUUGUUGUUGCAUCCAACAAUGACAAUAACGGAAUUAGCAUCUGUCCUCGAUGUCUGGAAGAGCUGCCCCUUUCUUCAUCGUCCAUUUCAAAGUUAAUUACAUACAGUGGUGAUUCACGUAGCCUUCAUCUUGAUGAACCCAUGCCGCCAUACUGGUGAAUUUUUUAAUCAAGAUACGAAAGCAACUACAACGUGUGGCGGUGGGCAUGACCUGCCUCCUCACAUCUCUAUGCCGCUAUCUCUUUCCAGCAUCCGCAGCCAUCUUCCUGGUCUGACGUCUUGUCGCCAUCUCCUCUCGUGAAUCUACUCUGGCCACAUAUGUUGUAGCCGCCACAUCCUGACUAGGGACUCUUCUAAGACCGCCAUGGUGUUCAUUACCUGUUGGCACCCCAUGCGUUCGGUACUGCCCAGUCCUCAACUCGUCACCUUCCUCUCUCCUGCAUCUGCUCUGGCCAGAUUUGGCGCCACCACGACAUCCUGAUCAGGCACUCCUUUAAGACCACUUGGUCGCUCAUCACCUAUCAGGCAGCCUAUGUGCUUGCUACUGCCGCUGGCCCGCUCCCCCCACACUCCCUCUUUCUCAUCAUCUCUUCUUCAUACUCUUCUUUGGUGUACAACAUUUGGUCCUUGCGCACGGCACAGAUCGUGUUGGAUUUCCCGCUCUCUCCUGCUACCUACACUCCUUCAUCCUCCCUGGCUCCUUCCACAUAGCGUACUGUAAGACCACCUACUGGAGCGUUCAUCAGUAGAUUAUUCGUUCAAAACGUGAUAAAACCUCCCGUCUCUACUGAUAGUUCUCACGAUCGAGCUGCUGCCGGAGAAGGUGUCGCUCCGGACAGAACUGGAUACACGAGACAUGAUUGAUGAUGAAAGGUUUGGAAAAUUCUGUGUUUCUUCGGUGCUGCUAAUCAGUUUGAACAUGCUUCAUGUAAACUCUUAAAGCGGUGUGGAUUUCUGUAUUUGUAUCGGUUCAGUUGCAGCAAGUUGAGAAACAGUUCUAGUGCAAA